UCGUUUGUGGAUGAGGAGCUCGACCUCUCCUCUGUAUCUGCUGCCAUGAACCAAAUCAACAAUUUCAGAGUAUUUAAUUCUAUCCCUGGAUUUUUCCUUUCUCUCAUUCUUUCUCUAAAAUAGCCUUUUGAUUGCAUAAUGAUGCUAGAAUUAUCGUUAUCCUCAUCUUCAAUUAUCUAGUAUAGAAAACCCAAUUUUGUUUAUUUUCUUCCCUUCAUUUAACUUUGUUCUUACAAGAUACGAAAAAUGCCGUCAGCCCUCUUGCAUUCAAUCUCUCCGCUGACAACCCCCAAAACCAAGCACAAAUUCAAGACAAAACCCUAUCUUUUCCAUUACCAUCUCCCAAAUCUCAAUAACAAUUCAAUCCACAAGGGUUUUUCUAGGGUUUUAGCAUCAACCCACAUCACCAUUUCCCAAAAGGAGACUCCUUUCACUCUACCCACCUGGAGAGAUUCCAAGAGUGACAUGAGAACCAAGGAGAUCAAGCUCCGUGACGCCUUCCUGUAUUUGGAGUACAUGGUAGGCAAAGGGCACAAGCCUGACCUAGCUCAAUCAACCCAACUCUUGUAUGAUCUUUGUAAGGUGAAUAAGAUUCGAAAAGCCGUUAGGGUUAUGGAGUUGAUGGUUAGCGCUGGAAAGAUUCCGGAUUCCUCCACGUUUACCUUUUUGGUCAAUCAAUUGUGCAAGAGAGGAAAUGUUGGUUACGCCAUGCAAUUAGUCGAUAGAAUGGAUGAAUACGGCUGUCCUCCAAAUACUGUGACUUAUAAUUCAUUGGUUAGAGGUCUUUGCAUUCAUGGAAAUUUACAACAAAGUUUGCAACUUAUGGAGAAGUUGAUACACAAGGGACUAGUACCAAAUGUGUUCACAUACUCGUUUCUAUUAGAAGCUGCGUAUAAGGAAAGGGGAGUAGACGAGGCUGUGAAACUUUUGGAUGAGAUUAUUGCUAAGGGUGGGAAGCCAAAUUUGGUGAGUUAUAAUGUUCUUUUGACCGGGCUUUGCAAAGAGGGUCGAGUUGAAGAAGCCAUUGCUUUCUUUUGUGAUUUGCCUUCAAAAGGGUUUAGGCCUAAUGUUGUGAGCUACAACAUUUUAUUGAGGAGUUUGUGUUAUGAUGGUCGGUGGGAGGAGGCUGAGGAGCUUUUAGAUGAAAUGAAUGCUAAUGAUUGUUCUCCGAGUGGUAUAACUUAUAAUAUAUUGAUCGGUUCUCUUGCUUAUCAUGGUCGAACUGAACAAGCACUCGAUAUUUUGGAGGAGAUGGUUAGGAAUAGGUUUAUGCCUGUUGCUGCUAGCUAUAAUCCUAUAAUUGCUAGGUUUUGUAAAGAGGGGAAAUUGGAUAUGGUACUGAGGUGCCUUGAUAUGAUGAUGUAUAUGCAUUGUUUCCCUAACGAAGGGACUUACAAUGCAAUUGCUGUUCUUUGUAGAGAGGGGAAAGUAGAGGAGGCCUUUUCUAUACUUCAGAGCUUGGGUAAUAAGCAGAGUUCUUCAAUGCAUGAUUUUAAUAGAAAUGUUAUCUCGUGCCUUUGCAAAAAAGGGAACACUUAUGCUGCCUUCCAACUUCUAAAUGAGAUGACAAAAAAUGGGUUCACUCCUGAUUCAUACACAAAUUCAUCUUUGAUCAGAGGUCUUUGUAUGGAGGGGAUGUUGGAUGAAGCAAUUGAGAUUUUUGAUGUCAUGGAGGAAAAUGAUUGUAGGCCUGAUAUAGACAAUUACAAUGCUCUCAUACUUGGUUUGUGCAAAGCUCAGAGGACUGAUAUAUCGUUUGAUAUCUUAGAAAUGAUGAUUGAGAAGGGGUAUGUUCCUAAUGAAACGACAUAUACAAUCUUAGUUGAGGGGAUUGCUCAUGAAGAUGAGACAGAUUUGGCUGAAGGUGUUUUGAAAGAGCUAUACUCAAGAAAUGCCAUUAGCCAGAAUACAGUGGAGAGGAUCACAAUGCAAUAUGACUUGGAGUAAGCAUCUACAAGCUAGAUAUUCUAAAGUGCAAGUUUUGUUGAAACCAUUAAAGCUUUACAGCUCGAUUUUUCACAGUUAAAGGCAUCAGGGUUCUCUAAGCUGGCUCUGGAAGACAUUUAGCUUUGGAGUUUCUACUCUAUAACUAAAUAUUUUUGCUCAUGCUGAUGAACAGUGAGGUGACAAUAUUGCACAAAAGUACUCUAGUACUUGAUUAUUGUCUAUGUCAAUUUGUUUGCAAUAAUUUGGCUAGUAUAAAGGUUAGGAUUCUAUAGCUGCUUAUGUACUUCUCUUUUUAAGGAAUAACAACUUGAGCGGACUGGUUCCCCAGACUCUGUUGCUUGAUGA
Molecule: messenger RNA, 2292 nt
Organism: Asparagus officinalis (garden asparagus)
Lineage: Eukaryota; Viridiplantae; Streptophyta; Magnoliopsida; Asparagales; Asparagaceae
Product: pentatricopeptide repeat-containing protein At1g79080, chloroplastic
Exons: 1
Coding region: 247-1947 (566 amino acids)
Molecular function (GO): protein binding
Source: RefSeq, a predicted model, not a curated record